Dentiscutata erythropus is the source of this 2064-nucleotide messenger RNA. Lineage: Eukaryota; Fungi; Glomeromycota; Glomeromycetes; Diversisporales; Gigasporaceae. The record is from the annotation of a GenBank genome assembly.
AUGCCAACUACCACAUUACCAACCGCUAGAUCCCAACAAUCUGGAACUAAACCAACAAACAACAAUUCAGUUAAUCCUUCUAUAAAAAGAGCUAUAUGGCUACCUUUCGUGUCUGCCAUAUCAAAAAAAUCUGUGGAUGCCGCUUCAAAAGCAAAUCAUAAAUUUGAUACUUCUAAUACCAACAACCAUCAUUUAAAUGAUAAUGAAAAAACAAAACGUCAAUUUCAUGAUUCAAAAUUAGACCUUUCUAAACCUGGAAAAAAUCUUUCUUCCAAUAAAGUUUGUUCGAGGUCAAACUCUAGUUCUAGUAUAUCGUCUUGUAACUCCUGUGCUACUAAUAAUACCGAUAAUACUUCUCCUUCGUCAACCUCAAAUUCUUCUCUCCGGUCCCUUAAUACCAUGGAAAUGAUGUUUGAUGAUGAUAAUAAUAAUAACAAUCCUGAAAUUACUAAUAAAAAUGGCCAUAUAAUAUCAAAAACCAAUAAUGAUAACGAACUCCUCGAUACUACUACCGAUGUCCCUCAAUCGUCUCAACAUCAUGCAAUAAAAUCUAGUGAAUUUGCAAAUAAGUCAAUAUUAUCAACUUCUACAAAAGUUACAAAAGUUAGACCCUCUAUUUCUUCCAUUAGUUGGGUGGAAGAAAUAACUGAAAAAAGCUUUGCUACCAUUUCAACUGAUACUCCUCAACUUGAUAGCCUUAUAAAUAAUGUCGUUGAUUCAAAUUCAUCUAGGUUAAAUGAUAAUAGUCAGUGUGAGACUUUACCAUCAACACAACCUUGUACUCGUAAAACAUCAACAAUUAAAAGUUUACAACGUAGGAUAAGCAAGAAAAAAGAUUCCGAAAAAAUUCAAGAUAACGUUACCAACAGCACCAAACUUAUGAUUAGAACUUUAAGCCUUUUAAAAUAUGAAAUCGAUGAAAAAAAAAUUAAAGAUUCUCCAAAAAAUUCUUCUGGUAGAUGUUCUCGGUCAAAAUCUUUUAAUGAAUUAUUAUAUAAAGAAAAUAAUCAAGUUGGUGAAGAUUCUAUUAAAGAUUUUUCAAAGAAAUUUAAUUUUCGUAAAAAACGUGGUUCUGUUGAUUCUAGGCCUAUUUCUUCUCCUGAUUCUUCUUUAAAGAGAAUCUUAGACUCUUCAACUUCUGAUUUCGAUAAUGUUGCUUUUGUAACUGGUACAAGUGAUAUUACGAUAUGUGAUUCUCCUACCACUGAAUCUCCUACCAUUACUACUUCUCAACAUAAAAGGUGCUCUUCAAAUAAUGAUUUAAAUGAUAAUAGUGAUAUUAGACGUAGUUGGACUCAUAUAGAAGUACAUCUUAGAGGCUUAUUAUUUUCAAGAAAACGUGCUCUUGAUGCAAAACGUAGAAAUUCUUAUGCUUAUACUAAUUCACUAAAAACGAAUCAACAACUUGUUGCUGAAUCUGAAAUUCGUAUUCAUCUUCAUAAAAAUAGAAAUUCAAAUGUUAGUGUUGAUGAAGAUACUGUUGUAGUAAAAGAUCCUCCGACUUUAACUUUACCUGCUGAUAUAUUUGCUCUUCAAGCCGAUGCUGAAAAAGAAACUGAUGCUGCGACUAGAUCAAGUCAAAUGAGAAAAUUUAUUGCUUGUGAAAUUUAUUCAACUGAACAAAGUUAUUUAGAACAUUUAAAAAAACUUAAAAAGAUAUUUAUGGAUCCAUUCAUCGAUGCUGCCGAACAGUCUAAUCCAUUAGUUAAUCCUGAUGACAUUAAAGCAAUCUUUGAUCAUGUAGAGGAUCUUAUACAAUUGUCUACUUUAAUUGUAGAAGAUCUUGAAAGUAGUAUGGAUCCAUGGCAAGAAUCUGAAUCCAUGGUUGGCGAAGUAUUUUUAAAAUACCGCUCUUAUUUCGAAGCAUUAUUACUGUAUGCAGAAAAUCAUCAACAAAGUAGGUCGGCAAUUAAACGUGCUAAUGAAAACGUUUUAUAUCGAAAGAUUUUACAGCUAAAGAGAUAUACACCAGAGUUUCAUAUGGAUUAUGACGAUCUAUGUCAUUCUGUAGAUAAUAUGAAAACUCUUGCUCUUCAAUGCGAUAAAGCUAUUCAACGACCGUGA